Molecule: messenger RNA, 765 nt
Organism: Leishmania mexicana MHOM/GT/2001/U1103
Lineage: Eukaryota; Euglenozoa; Kinetoplastea; Trypanosomatida; Trypanosomatidae
Product: putative short chain dehydrogenase
Exons: 1
Coding region: 1-765 (254 amino acids)
Molecular function (GO): oxidoreductase activity
Source: RefSeq, a predicted model, not a curated record
AUGUCCGCUCCGCAAAAGGUGGCGCUUGUGACUGGUGCCAACCGUGGGAUUGGAUUUGCGACUGCUCGUCGCCUUGGUGAACUUGGUUUCAAGGUACUUCUCGGCGCACGUGAUGCAAAGCGCGGUGAGGAGGCCGUCAACACGCUGCGUAGCGACAAGCUGGAUGUGGAUCUGCUGCUGAUGACGCCGACGGACCACGCCUCUGUGGAGGCCGCUGUGCAGAAGGUUGAAGCUGAUUACAAGCGCCUCGAUGUGCUAAUCAACAAUGCGGCUUUCAUGGAUUUCGACAACAAGGUGUUCCCCUUGAACAUCCAGCGCAUGCGCGAUGAGUUCGAGAUCAACUUCUUUGGCACCGUGGACAUCACAAACAGCUUCCUCCCGCUGAUGCUGCGGUCGUCGGAGGCGCCGCGUCUAGUGUUUCUGUCGACCCCGCUUGGAACGCAUGAAACGGUGGACCGCCCGCAGAACAAGUACGCGCACCCCAACUUGACAGCGUAUAAGUGCACCAAGUCCGCUGUGAACAUGUACGCGCACAACCUUGCCAAGUACCUCGAGAACUACUCCGAGGAGGCUGGUGGAAGCGCCGCUUCUGCGAAGGUGAACUGCUGCUACCCUGGCUAUGUGCAAACUGAUAUGUGCUUCAACUCUAAGGAGGCACACUUCACUCCCUACGAGGGCGCUGAAACGAGCGUGUGGCUCGCCACCCUGCCGGCGGACGGCCCGACUGGCGGCCUGUACCACCGUGCCCAGAAGCUGCCAUGGUAG